AUGGCUUCCACUCCUAUUGUGGUCGCAAUAGGUUUGUUGACACUUCUCUAUAUUGUCAUCGGAAGAAAGAAGGAAAAGAAACUUCUCAAGCUACCCUUAAUUGGCGACCUCCAUGGCUCCCCAAUUGACAAACCACUCUUAAACUGGGACGAAUGGGCGAGGGAAAAUGGCCCCAUUGCAGUACCCAAGCUCUUUGGGCUCAUACCGAUCGUGGUGUUAAAUUCAUAUGAGGCUGUCACUGAAUUGUUCAGUCGACGCAGCCAGUGGUACAGCAACCGUCCACCCUCCGUCAGCAUGGAAAUGAUCACAGGAGCUGAACCUGGACAGUCCAAGUUCACUCUGAUGCACGACUACGACGAUCACCUCAAAUUUCACCACCGCAUUUUGGCCCCGAGUCUUGGCGCUCUGGCCGCCCCACAGUACCACCCCCUGAUGGAGCUGGAGUGCAAACAGCUAUUAUUUGAUCUCUCAACUGCGGCUAGACAAGCCGACGGAAUCAGUACAGAGACAGUUUAUCCGCUGUUUGAGCGCACUCAAUCGAGUGUGAUCCUUGCUCUGCAUUAUGGCCUGCGCAUCCCAAGCUUUGAAGAACAUAUAUUGCAUGAGAUCAUCGAUAUCCAGACUCAAGUAACCCACCUCGCUGCAAACCCUGGUCUUCCAGAUAUCAUCCCGCCUCUGCGCCACCUGCCAGCAUUUUUGUCACCAUGGAGGCGAGCAGCGGACAAGCUGUACGCCGCGCAGGUGGACCUGUACAUGCGUCUCUUCCGACAUGGGAGGGACUCGGCAGGAUGGAACUCCACCAAGCAAGCAAUCUCUACAGCUAAGAAGUACUCUGAAGACGGUGUUCCGGACCUCGACCUCGCUUUUACUCUUGCAACAUCCAUCCAGGGAGGUAUGGAAACUUCACCGCGGCAGAUGUUGUGGUUGUUCGUCGCAGCACUGCACCAACCGUCCUUCAUGGCGCGCGCACAUGCCUUACUUGACGAGGUUGUCGGUCGUGACCGCCUCCCUCGGUUUUCGGAACGUUCGCAGCUUGCUUUCGUUGAUGCUAUUAUGCAUGAGCUUUUCCGUUGGCGGCCUAUUUCACCAGGAUCCAUUCCUCGUAGGGCGGAUCGGGACGACGAGUUUAAUGGCGUCAAGAUCAAAAAGGGUGUUACUCUCAUGGCAAAUGCGUGGGCCAUUGGUCGAGACGAGAAGGUCUUUGAUCCCGCGCUUGGAGAUACCCAGGACUUUGUGCCUGAGCGGUGGCUCCGGCGUGAUGAUGGCGGGGAGGAAACUCUGCGAACAGACCUUCCGUUGCCGGUGUUUGGACAAGGUCGCCGCAUCUGCCAAGGAAAGAGGGUUGCUACGGAUGGAUCUUUCUUGCAGGUUGCUUCUCUAUUGUGGGCGUUUGAUAUCGAGCUCGCUGAUGGGGAAGAAGUGGAUCCUUGGGCGAUGAUCGUGACAGGGUUCAUGACAACACCGAGGGAGGUCAAAUUCAAACUCCGGCCCAGGGGGGAUUGGGUGGUCGAUGUUAUUAAUAAAGAGUGGGAGACGGCUGAGAAAAGUCUCAGAAAUGUGAUGGGGGCUGAUGUUGAUGUUGAAAAUAGAUGA
Molecule: messenger RNA, 1593 nt
Organism: Penicillium griseofulvum
Lineage: Eukaryota; Fungi; Ascomycota; Eurotiomycetes; Eurotiales; Aspergillaceae
Product: cytochrome P450
Exons: 1
Coding region: 1-1593 (530 amino acids)
Molecular function (GO): oxidoreductase activity, acting on paired donors, with incorporation or reduction of molecular oxygen; monooxygenase activity; iron ion binding
Source: RefSeq, a predicted model, not a curated record